Messenger RNA from Neltuma alba, 1398 nucleotides. RefSeq names its product COBRA-like protein 1. Gene Ontology annotation, cellular component: plasma membrane. Gene Ontology annotation, biological process: cellulose microfibril organization; plant-type cell wall cellulose biosynthetic process. The transcript is spliced from 6 exons. The coding region runs from base 1 to 1398 and encodes 465 amino acids. NCBI's taxonomy places the organism in Eukaryota, Viridiplantae, Streptophyta, Magnoliopsida, Fabales, Fabaceae. The record is from RefSeq and is a predicted model, not a curated record.
AUGGCGCCGAAACUUCAUCGCCUGCGGCCUCAGGCAGUGAAGUUAAUGCUGCUAGUUGCAUUAUGCACUUUGUCAGAUUGCUAUGAUCCCUUGGAUUCAAGCGGAAACAUUACAGUAACUAUUGACAUUUACGGGAGAACGGACGAUGGGUAUCUGGCAAGGGUGACUCUGCAAAACUAUUAUCAAUAUCGUCAUGUAACCAAACCAGGUUGGAAGCUUGGAUGGACAUGGACUAACAAAGAGGUGAUCUGGUCGAUGAAAGGGGCCUUCGCCGUUGAUAGAGGAAACUGCUCAACUUACACAAACCCAAUACCACACUCCUGCAUGGAAAAUCCCACAAUAGUUGAUUUCAGUUCAGAUGUCUCAGAAGAAAGCAGAUUAGAGAAUUGCUGCCAUGGUGGCCUUCUUUCCGCUUGGGCUAUCAAUCCUUCGAAUUCGCUCUCUUCAUUUGAACUCAAAGUAGGUAACCUGGCAAAUGGUUCACUGGGACACGCACCUAGUAGCCUCACGUUAAUGGCCCCAGGUCCUGGUUACACUUGUAGCCCACUUCUUGAUACUGAUCCCACGAUCAUCCCAGAUUUUGGAGGACAACGAAAAGUUCCUGCUUACAGAACGUGGAAGUCAAAAUGUACGUACUCCAGUUUUCUAGCAUACCAAUCACCAGUAUGCUGUGCUUCGCUCUCAACAUUUUACAAUCCUACCAUUACAUCAUGCCCCAGUUGCAGCUGCGGAUGCCCAGAAGCGGCAAAAAGUACAAAGACUUGCAUAAGGCCAGUUGGUUUCUCAUCACAGUCAAAUUAUGACAAUGAUCGCGACAUAAUACAAUGCACUGACCACAUGUGCCCAAUUCGAGUCCAUUGGCAUAUUAAAAACAACUAUAGGGAUCACUGGAGAGUGAAACUUACAAUUUCUAACUACAUCCGCAACAGAAAUUACACAAACUGGAAUCUAUUGGUUCAACAUCCUGGCUUCAGCCAGCCAACAACAACGUAUAGCUUCAACAGCACAGUGCUACCCACCGUUGGCUUUCAAGAUGAGGUGGCACUGUUUUGGGGGAUAGAAUACUACAACGACGUACUGGUGCACUCUGAGGAGGAUGGGUUGGGGUACGUGAGCACAGAGAUACUGUUGAAGAAGGACCUUCACAGCUUCACUCUCACCAACGGCUGGGCUUUCCCCACCAGAGUUUACUUCAACGGUGAAGACUGUCAAAUGCCUUUGCCUGACGCCUUCCCUGCCCUCCCUAAUCCUGCUCCCUUCUCCCAUUUCCCUUCUCUUCUUCUCCCUCCUCCUCACCACGCUUCUCCCCUUGCCUUUUAUCCGUUCAUGAUCACUAUUUGUAUGCUCUUUUCUUCUUUCUAUUUUCUCCAGAACAUCUCUCUCUCCUUCUGUAGUUAG